Molecule: messenger RNA, 4111 nt
Organism: Lepisosteus oculatus (spotted gar)
Lineage: Eukaryota; Metazoa; Chordata; Actinopteri; Semionotiformes; Lepisosteidae
Gene: atxn2
Product: ataxin 2
Biological process (GO): cytoplasmic stress granule assembly
Cellular component (GO): cytoplasmic stress granule
Molecular function (GO): mRNA binding
Source: RefSeq, a predicted model, not a curated record
CACCACGGCCACAGGACCUCGGUAGUCCUCCGACUUCCUGUAAAUAGUGCGCCGGCCCGCAACGCCGGCCCCGGCGUUUAAACCGACCCCCCGCUCAAAACCCCUCUUCCCCCGAUCGGGUUCACUGAAAACCCCAGGCAGGCUGCGCUAAUCUGGCCCCCAGGAGAGCUGUUAGGCGGCUGGAAGGGGAAUUUGGUGGAUGUACGCAGCAUUGCGCCCUGGAUAUAUCCCUCCGCUGUUUUUUGUCUUCUCUCAGACUGUUUUGGUCCCUUCGCUGAUAGCAACGGAGAGAGACGCCGAAGAAGCCGAAAAUCCUGUCUGUUGUCGCUAAAAUACAACACAACGGGACAGGAAUAACGCUUUCAUUAGCUGAGGAUCAUCGACGUACUGUCUUUUAAAGAAGAAAUAGUCUGUAUUUUUUAAUUGCGAAAAUUAGUCGUCGGUAGUGUCAUCGUUAUUUUAGUUGUCUCUUUUUUUUUUUUAGGUUGUAUCCUUUACCAGACAUUAGCCGAUAUACCGUUAAGUACGUUGUUUUUUUUUUUAUGGGAUCAUCGUCAUGUCCAUGAAGCAGGCCGGAGGUAACCGAAAACCCGGCGGCGGCCCCGCUGCGGCCUCUGGUGCCGGGGGAAGCGGGGGAACCGGCGGACGGCAGAGCCUGGGCAGGGGGCGUAACAGUGUAAAAGGCCCUUCUUCAGCUACAGUUGCCUUUAAUGGGGUUUAUGCAAACAUGAGGAUGGUGCAUGUCCUGACCUCCGUUGUAGGAACCAAAUGUGAAUUAAAGGUCAAAAAUGGAGUAGUGUUUGAAGGAGUUUUUAAGACGUAUGGCCCUGAGUGUCACUUGGUGCUUGAUGCUGCUCACCGAAAAAGCCCUGACAACAGUCUUGGUCCCAAGCGUGAAGACGUUGUUGACAGUAUGAUAUUCAAGGCGUCGGAUGUUGUUGUGGUGCAGUUUAAAGAUGUAGACUUGAAUUAUGCAAGGAAAGUUUCUUCAGAAACAGAUAACUUCACAGACUCUGCUGUUAGUGCUAGAGUAAACGGGGAACACAAAGAAAAGGACUUGGAGCCCUGGGAUGGUGGGGAGAGUGCCAGUGAGAGCCUAGAAGCCUUGGAGACUGAUGUGUCCAAUGGCUGGGAUGCUAAUGACAUGUUCAGAUUUAAUGAAGAGAAUUAUGGUGUGAAAUCGACUUAUGAUAGCAGCCUAUCCUCUUACACAGUUCCCCUGGAAAGGGACAAUUCAGAGGAGUUCCUGAAGCGAGAGGCCCGAGCUGCUCAGCUGGCCGAGGAGAUCGAGUCUAGCUCCACCUAUAAAGCCAGGGUUGCGCUGGAGAACGAUGACCGCAGCGAGGAGGAGAAAUUCACAGCUGUGGUGCGAACUGCGGAGCGCGAAGGACACAGCAUGAACUCCAGAGAAAACAAAUACAUUCCACCAGGGCAGAGGAACAGGGACGGGAUGUCGUGGGGGACAGGCAGGCAGAAUUCUCCCAGAUUGGUGCAGAGUGGCUCAGGCCCUCCUCCUCCCCGGCCUGGACCUCAUGACUACAGUCCCAGCUCUGGAGCCGACCAAAGAGUGGUCAACGGAGGUGUCCCCUGGCCAUCGCCUUGCCCAUCUCCUUCCUCUCGCCCACCUUCUCGCUACCAGUCAGGCCCCACCUCUCUUCCGCCUCGGGCCUCCACUCCCACCAGGCCACCCUCCAGGCCCCCUUCCAGGCCCUUGCGCCCCCCGUCUCACCCCUCUGCUCAUGGCUCUUCAGCUCCUGUCUCUACUAUGCCUAAACGCAUGUCUACAGAAGGUCCUCCCAGGAUGUCUCCGAAGACGCAGCGGACUCCACGGAUACAUCGAACUGCGACGGGCCGCGCGAGUGGUCCCCCCAGCGUUGACUUCCUGCCUUCGGAAGCUUCUGCUCCCCCGCCAGCGCGCAGCAGCCACUCGAGCGGGAGCUGGUCUGAAGUGGUCAGUGGAGGUCCAACUGCACGGUUGUCUCCCAAAGCACACAGACCCAGGUCUCCCAGACAGAACAGUAUUGGAAGUGCUUCCAGUGGGUCAUCUCUGCCAUCUCCUCAAGCCGGUACUGUUCCCAUGGAGCCUGUAGCCAUGCCUGCUUCUGCAGUUUCUCCUGCAGCAGCCAGCCCUGCCUCCAACAGAGCUGUCACCCCAUCUGCGGAGGCAAAAGAAUCAAGAGUUCAAGAGACAAGACAGAAUUCUCCUGCUGCGAACAAGGAAAAUAUCAAGCCAAGUGAAACUUCUCCAAGCAUCGCUAGGCCAGUCAGUAAGGGUUCGCCUGCCAUGGCUUCAGACCAUCGAAAACAAAUAGAUAAUUUAAAGAAAUUCCACGUAGAGUUUAGGUUACAGGCAAGUUCCACCCCAGAUCCCGUGUUUGAUCAGAUGAUGAACAAGCCGAAGGAGCUCCAGCUGGACAAGAGCACAGAGCUCGGCGGCAAGGAGUCGGCCAGCGAGGACGGCUCUGUGGCCAACGCCACGGGCGGCAGCAGCAAGCCCAGCAGCCCCAGCGCCUGCGCCUCCCCGUCCGCGGUGUGCAGCUCGGAGCAGAAGAGGGGCCCGGACGUGACCUCCCAGGGGGUCCAGACCUCGGGCCCGGGCAGCAAAGUCGACAAGGAGGACAAGGACGAUAAGAAGGACACGACUCCAGAACAAGUCAGAAAAUCAACUCUGAAUCCCAACGCCAAGGAGUUUAAUCCCAGAUCGUUCUGUGCUCAACCCAAACCGGCCACAACUCCGACUCCCCCGCGCCCUCAAGGCCAGCCUAGUCCUUCAAUUGUGGUGCAGCAGCCCCCUACUGUGUACAGCCAAACUGUGUGCUUCCCUCAAAUGUACCCCCUGCCAGUCAGCCCAGGAGUCCAGAAAAGCAUUAUCUGGAAGCCUCCGAUGUAUCACGUCCCAGUAGCACCCAUGACAGUGAACCAGACAAAGCCCUACAGAGCAGGUAAAGUGCCCAACAUGCCCCAACAGAGGCCAGAUCAGCACCACCCUCAGGGCACUCCUACCAUGAUGCACCCUGCCACAGCAGCAGGCCCGCCUAUCGUGGCCCCCAACCCUGCCUACUCCCCACAGUACUUCACCUGCAGUCCACAGCAAUUUGCCAAUCAGCCCCUUGUGCAGCAAGUACCCCACUAUCAGUCACAGGCACAGCACGUCUUCAGCCCUGUGAUGCAGAGCAGUGCCAGAAUGAUGGCACCUCCUACUCACGGCCAGCCCAGCCUGGUCUCCUCCUCCACAACACAGUACGGCACUGCUGAGCAGACGCACACUAUGUAUGUGUCACAAGGUCCUAUACCACAGCAGUACACCCACCCCAAUGCCACUUUGCACCCACAUCCUCAGCACCCGCAGCCCUCUGCCACCCCCACUGGGCAACAGCAGCAGCAAGGCCAGCACACGGGUAGCCACCCUGCCCCCAGCCCUGUCCAGGUGAUGCAUGUUUUCAAACAGCAUGCCCAGCACCAGGCAGCUCAGGCGCUGCACCUGGGGAACCCUCCUCAGCAGCCCAUGUACUCCACUUUGACUCCCACGCCCCCCUCCAUGACGCCUGGCCCCAACCCCCAGUCUCCGCAGACCAGCUUCCCCUCGGCCCAGCAGACGGUCUACAUCCACCCUCAGCAGGUGCAGCAUGGCUACAACCCCUCGCACAUGGCACACGUACCUCAGGCUCAUGUGCAGUCUGGAAUGGUGCCUCCCCACCAUGCCACACCAACACACCCACCAAUGAUGCUGAUGGCCACUCAGCCGCCUGGCGGCCCACAGCCUCCAAUUCCUCAGAGUGCUCUGCCUCCCAUUCCAGUCUCUUCAACCGCACACUUCUCUUACAUGACGCACCCUUCAGUUCAACCUCAUCAACAGCAGUUGUAGGAUAAAAUGAAGACUGGAUUCUUCCCUGCCCCUCCCCAUCUUGACCAAUCUGCUUUACCAACCUGAAGAAAGAUGGCUGUUUUCUCUCAUCAUGCUAAACUUUUGCUUUCUUGUAAACUAAUUAGGAAUGCUAACAGGUCAACCUGAAGUGGACAGAUUGUGAACUAAGAAUUUUAACUUACUGGAAGCCCCCUACAGAUAUGUUAUCAUAAUAAAACUCCUGCAGAUGCCCCCCUGCCCAACUGA